GACAAGGAUGGCAGCAGGGCUUAUAAUAAUGCACUUAUGACUUAAUUUGCCAUAAACAAGGGCGUUGCUAAUGUCCACAGUAGGCAAGCCAGUCUAUGGUCCUGCCCAGGGGGUGUUAUAAAUAGGAAAGGUUAAUUAGGUAGGGAAGAAAUUUGAUCAGGGUCUACCAGUUAAAAUUUGAUACUCAGACAGGUAACUCAAGCAUUACCUAUUGUCACUGCAAUCAGAGAUAUAAAUCGUGUCUGACGGACACCAUUCACAGCAUAACCUUCCCUAACUCUUUCGGAUCAAGACCGGUUGAGAACCUAAACGCGGACUAAAAUGUCGCUCUCAUCUAUCCUUUGUACUGAUGCAAUCGAAACAGCUCUAAAGGAAUGCCUGGCACCGGACUCCUUCAACUGCAGGAAAUUCUUUCAACAAUGUGGUCUGUCCAAGAAGAGCCCUGCGGAAGUGAAGACUGUCUUUAAAAUUCUGGACAAUGACAACAGUGGAUACAUUGAGGAGGAGGAACUCAAGUACAUCCUGCAGAGGUUCUCCCUUGGGGCUCGUGUCCUGACUGACAAAGAGACCAAGGCCUUCAUGUCCGCUUGUGACGAUGACAGCGAUGGCAUGAUUGGGGCAGAUGAGUUCCAGGCCAUGGUCCUAUCCUGAAUCCUCGGGAAAAACCAUCACACUUCUCCUCGCCCCACUCCAGAGCCAGGAUUUAAUUUUAGCUUUCCAUCUGUCCACCUAUUUACAAACAUGUAUUCUUUAUUUUGCAAGACACAGGUUCACUGACUCCACCACAUUCACACAAUUUUUAUUUUUGCUUUCCGCAUGCAUCUCAUAUUGGUCAAACAGCAUUAUACUACUGCCCAAAAUGUAUCACCAAAUUA
Esox lucius (northern pike) is the source of this 875-nucleotide messenger RNA. It is a transcript of the gene pvalb8, whose product is annotated as parvalbumin 8. Gene Ontology annotation, molecular function: calcium ion binding. NCBI's taxonomy places the organism in Eukaryota, Metazoa, Chordata, Actinopteri, Esociformes, Esocidae. The transcript has 5 exons. Gene Ontology annotation, cellular component: nucleus; cytoplasm. The coding region runs from base 322 to 651 and encodes 109 amino acids. The record is from RefSeq and is a predicted model, not a curated record.